GAGGUACCUUAAUACUUUUCCCUCAUCAACCAGAAUCUCCACCAACACGAGAACAACACCACCAUCGGCAUCCACCACCCUACAAACCACCUAGUACAAUUACAACCAAACCCCCAAAAUGGGCCACUCCCACUCCCAACCCUCCGCCGCCCUGCACCUCCCCCCCUCCCUCACGCACACCGGCCUCCCCCCGCGCAUUGCCGCCGCCUACGAAAAGUCCUGGACCAAAAUCACCAUCCUCCUCAGCGACGCCACCACGCCCAACGCCCCGACGGGCUACGCCAUAACCCUCGACCAAGGCUGGUACGGCUCCAUGACGAUGCGCGCGGGCCCACGCACCGAAGACCCGGCACUCGCCGAGGUGCAGCCGGCGGGGCGGAUGCGGCAGGAUUUUGCUGUGGGCUUGCCUGCGCUGGGGCCGGAUGCGCCGCAGCGGGCGGAGGUGUUGAGGUAUGUGGUGGGGUGGAAGAGGGAGAUGUACUGGUUUGCGAUGGAGGUUGGGAAUGGGAAUGGGGCGCGGCAGGUGGAGCGGUUUGAGUGGCGGCGGUCGCGGGGCGGGGAGGUGAAGGGGGUUGAGGGCGGGAGUGGGUGGGGAUGGAAGUUGGUGCGCAUGGGGGCUGGCGAGGCGGGCGCUGCUGCUGCGGAGGGCCAUGGUCAUGCGGAGGAGGGGGUGGAUGGUUUGACGAGUGAUGGGAAGGAGGUGGUGGCGGUGUGGGCGAAUCCGGGCACGCUGAGCUUGACGAAGUUGGGGCAGUUUGAGUUCAGGGGCAGUGGUGCGACGGGCGAGCUUGGCCUGCUCUGGAGCAUCAUGGCUGUUAUGAGCUGCAUGUGCAUUUGGCAGAAGACGAUGCAGAGCGCCAUCACGACAGGCGUUGUGGCCGGUGCCGCUUGAGCUUGUUCAAUGAAAAGGGUCAGGGUGGGUACCUUAGGUAGUAUGAGGUGAAUCAGGUGGGAGCGCUGGAUUGCCAGUUAGAGCAACUGUUUGGUGCUUUUUUGGAAGGUGCUAGGGAGGACUUGACUCGUUCAGCGAGCUUCUUUUGUCAGUCUAGGUUAGGAAAGCAUGGCGUUUUGGAAUGAAUGGAUCAACACGUUACGAUGGAUGGCCGGCGU
Chaetomium fimeti is the source of this 1110-nucleotide messenger RNA. RefSeq lists its product as uncharacterized. The transcript has a single exon. The record is from RefSeq and is a predicted model, not a curated record. Bases 119 to 892 code for a protein of 257 amino acids. Lineage: Eukaryota; Fungi; Ascomycota; Sordariomycetes; Sordariales; Chaetomiaceae.